GUGAUUUGUCAUAGCAAGACUGAGGAUCACCGAACGCAUACGGUGUACCGUAUCUUAUUCUCCUGACUCGACUGCUUUAGCUUCAUUCUCACUAUCAACAUUUCUCUUUCAUCUUUACCAUCGUUUCCAGCAGCGGGUUCACGACUUUUGGUACCGCCUAGCUUAUCCACCCUAUUCCAGCUCGUCCAAGAUUCCAGAAUCUUAUGGAGUUCCCUACCAUGAACAACUUCUGGGAUCUAUCGCAAACUCCAUCUCAGUUCUCUCAGCUUGGCGAUGACGACUUUCUAGCUCUCCUUCAAAAACAAUACCCUAAUACCGUCCCUGACGUCAAUGCCACUGACGUUGGCGCCGUAAACCCCCAAAGCAUACAGAAAGCUCCUUUGCCAAGUCAAACACCGCCCUCUGAUGAUAGCAGUCCAAGUCCACCAAGCAUCAACAGUAUCAAUCAUCCACGAUCAAGGCACCAGUCUACUUACUCCCGUGGCAAUGACAAUGAGGAGUCCGCGCUAAAGCGCAAAGCGAGCGAUGACGACAUGGAGGAGGGUCCAAGUUCAAAGAAUCAACACACUGCUGAUGACCCGAACAGCACAAAAAAAGGGUCAAUAUCCAGACGAAAGUCGGGAGGGUCUCAGGAUGACACACGGCUCCUGAAGCGAAAGGAACAAAAUCGUGCUGCUCAACGCGCUUUCCGAGAACGAAAGGAAAAGCAUGUCAAGGAUUUGGAGGAUAAAGUGGCUGCUCUCGAGGCAAAGAAUAAAGACGCGCUAAAUGAAAAUUCUAAUUUACGAGAUCUUCUCGCACGCCUUCAGGAGGAGAACCUUGCUCUUAAGCAAGCCCAAUUCACAUUUUCAAUGCCGAAACCAAUCGAUCAUUCACAGGCUUCUUCAUCAGCAUCACCUCCGACCAUCCAAGCACCAUUUAGCUUCUUUGGCUCCCCUCCAGCAGUUCCACACCCCACUCCACCCACAUUACGCACCACCUCCCCUAAGCCAUUUAGCGACAUUGAUUGGAGUUCAUUGACAACGUUCGAUCCCACAUUACUCACUGCAAUGGAUGAUAUUCCUUCAGGUCCAAUGCAAGUUGAUUCUUCAAAUUCACCAUAUGGCCAAUAUGCCCUGCCAGCUCCCAACCAGUACAAGACUCUCGCCACUAAUACAUUCUUCAUGUCAUUCGCCGACACCGAUUCCAGUUCAUUCAAUAAUGGUCCUAUCAGCAACGAGACCGUUAAUAACACCUCUAACGGUUUGAAUCAAUUCCCGUUCAAUUUCCCUUCACCUUCGAAUUCCUGGAACAGCACAAGAAAUGGCCAAUCCCAAACAGAAUUCUCACAAUCUUCAGCUCAUUCCGACUACAUGCAAAACCACAGCCUAGACGAGCUUUUCGGCGGGACGUUCAUGAACGGCCAAGGAUCUGUUGACUUCGGCACGCUGAUGAAGAGUCCGCCCGCACCCACCGUAAGUCCCGUGACACACGCAAACGGGAACGGGAACGGGAGCGCGCAAUCACCAUCCGGUAGUAUAUCCUCACAAAACUCCGUGGCUUCCCCCCUUUCUGCACAUCCCAUACCAUCACCAUCGUCGGCUAGCACGUCAAACGGUCAAAGUCCAUUCAGCUGGACGAUGUCCCGACAAGACGCCGAAAGUCCACCUUCGGCUUCCGAGUCGUCAUCUAAUGUAAACCCCCGGGGGCCCAUCGUAUCGAGAGAGGAUGUCGCCAAGCAUAUAGCUGCAUCCGGUGACUCACCGUUUACGAGUCCACCAUUCUCACAGCCUGCGGUGCGCAAGACAAGCGAUUUCUCUCAAGGUGGGAGUAUGAUCGCUUGCGAGGGCUCACAAUUCCCGAAGACGAAAGAGAAUCCGGCGAAUAUCGAUGUUCUGAAAGCGUGGCGGACGAUCACGUCGCAUCCUCAGUUCAAGGACGCCGACAUCAAUCACCUAUGUACGGAGUUCACAAAGAAGGCACGAUGUGAUGGGACAAAGGUUGUUUUAGAGCCAGAGGGUGUGCAUCAUAUCUUGGAGACAUUCAAAGCAAAGUCGUUGGCUCAGCAGCAGCAAACGUCUCCCAGUUAAUCGAGCUAGCACACGGAUUCCCAUUUGUAUUAUGCAUCGCUAGAUCAUCAUUUAUCUUGCUUUCUCACACUUCGUUCUUCUGUUUUGCUAUAUUUUUCUAUGUAGUAUUUCCUGACUAUUGGGAUGAGGAGUGGUACAUAAUCGUCCGGCUUAUUGUACAAUGUGCAGUCUCGGGUUGUUAAAUGAAAGCCUUCGCUUGUAGACGUCAAAUACAAGUUUCUCAAUG
Molecule: messenger RNA, 2295 nt
Organism: Suillus fuscotomentosus
Lineage: Eukaryota; Fungi; Basidiomycota; Agaricomycetes; Boletales; Suillaceae
Exons: 5
Coding region: 204-2069 (621 amino acids)
Cellular component (GO): RNA polymerase II transcription regulator complex
Molecular function (GO): transcription cis-regulatory region binding; DNA-binding transcription activator activity, RNA polymerase II-specific
Source: RefSeq, a predicted model, not a curated record